Molecule: messenger RNA, 1779 nt
Organism: Ceratitis capitata (Mediterranean fruit fly)
Lineage: Eukaryota; Metazoa; Arthropoda; Insecta; Diptera; Tephritidae
Exons: 3
Coding region: 597-968 (123 amino acids)
Source: RefSeq, a predicted model, not a curated record
UUUACUUUACCAUCUGGGAAAGGUAAUUUGACAUGGAAGAAAAAAGCAGUAAUGCCAAACUUUUUUCAAACAUUGUAACCAGUUUUCCAGAGUAACAAAUUCAAUUUCGGGUGUUUAAAUAGUAACAAAUUUUACUUUACCGGUAGCAGUGAGAAUAGGUCUGAUAGUGUUAAGUUUAGAUCUAAGAUAGAUAUGAUAACGCCACGAUGUGAAGUUGGUGGUGGCUAAAAAUUUAUUAAGUAUGGCAAUGCUAUGGCCGAUAAUCCAGCCGUGAUGAUGAGCAAAAACCGACAUUCGUGGCUGGAGAGUCGGGCACAGCGCACACGAAAGUUCUUAUUUUCAGACGUCACUUUUAGUGAAUUCAUCAUUUCACAUUUCGUGAAGUCUUUGUUCAAUAUUUCGGGAAAAUGAGCAGCGAGAGGAGACUGCAUUUUGUUUUGAGUUUCAUCACCUACAAUCAACAGGAAGUUUACUUUUUGGUCCUUCCAUGGAGUUGGCCACAUCGCAUAAAGCGCAAUCAGCGGCAAAUUUUUUAGUGAAGCGGGGCCUUUUCAGCACAAAGCAGUAACGUUUGAGUAGCGAAGCGCGACUUAUUUAUGCAGCAAUCGAUAUAUGCGGAAAGUUCGAGCAGUGAUCCGGGGCUUUUUCAACAUAAAGCGAAGCGGAGCCUACUUGAGUGGAGCGUCAUAAGCAUCAAAAGGCCAAACAAAGGCAUCUAUUGGGUCAAACGACGAAGAUGCAAUAAGCCUAACAGAAAACGGCGGCAUAUUGGAAGUCGGCGAUUUGGGCGAAAACGCAAACGUGGCAGGUGGCUACAGAACGCGGAAUCCACGACACCAAUUACGUGGAACAAUAUGGCAGGAGUCGAACCCUUGCCCAAUGCCCUAAUCGAUGACAUCGAGGCGUAUAUACAACAACCACAUCAGCGGCGGAUGAGGCGAUCAUUUAAACGCCAUAUCGAGGCGUAAGGAUCACACGUACGGGCCUGGUGCCAAUAAGUCUCGCAGCGGGAAGUGAGGGGAGGGUGUAGGGACCCCAAAAUCUAAGGUUUUUGGAGACCUCCCAACACACAUAAACUCAUAUAAAAAUAUGUUUGAAUUUAAAUGAAAUCUUUGAAAUUUUAAAUAUAUAUAUAUGCACCGAGCGUAAAAAUUGCAACAUCAAAGGCUGCAUAAAGAAACAAUACGAACUGUUACAUCUUAGGCGACAAGAAACGACAAAUGGUCAGAGUUCCACGGAAGCUAUAAGAAGGCGGAAAGCUCUCAGCAGUGCUGUAGUUUCAAACUCUAGCAAGUUGCUGUAUAAAAUAUUGCCAACACAGUUGUAUGCCAAUGGUCAAGUCAUAAAUAGUUCUGGUCUCUUCGAUAAUAAUUCAGCAAUAUCAAUGAUUAACAUAGAGUUAGCUGAUAGACUCGGUCUUGAAGGACAGAAAGAUAAGUUUACGCUGCAAAGGUUGGGGGCACUACGGUUACGCAACAGUCCAGCAGGGUCGAUGUACUGUAUAUCUGGAGUCAGUCGUUUCAAUAGAAAGUUUUUAUUGCGGAUCGUCAGGACUGUAGCCAAUCUUCAACUCCCAGCACAAACUCCACAGCAGAAUCGCCACUUGUCGAUCAAUAGAUGGAGCUGUACCGGAAUUGUUAAUCGGGUAAGAUAAAGCACACUCAGGAAUUUUAAGAAAGACUAUGUAAGGACCCCAAAAUCCGAGGCUUUUGGAGACUUCACAAUACACAUAAGCUUAUCUAAAAAUACAUUUGAAUUUAAAUGAAAUCAAUUAUAGUA